This is a messenger RNA of Callorhinchus milii (elephant shark), 1559 nucleotides long. RefSeq names its product zinc-binding protein A33-like. Gene Ontology annotation, molecular function: protein binding; zinc ion binding. Lineage: Eukaryota; Metazoa; Chordata; Chondrichthyes; Chimaeriformes; Callorhinchidae. The record is from RefSeq and is a predicted model, not a curated record. Bases 354 to 1559 code for a protein of 401 amino acids. The transcript has 6 exons.
GGCGUUAUUCACAAUCCUGGCUCCUCACGUGAAACCGUGUGAAUCAGAGUGAAGUGAACACUGUCACAGGGUGGGGGACACACAGCAUAAAAACACUGAGACUGAAGCAGUUUGGAACGGAAAGACUCCGGGUGAUCAGGGCUUCUAGACAUCAUGUCCAGCGUCUGCCCGAUGAGCUAAACUGCGCCAGUAGUCUGGAAUUCUUUAAGAAUCCUUUUUGCCUCGAUUGUGGCCACACAUAUUGUCGCCCCUGUAUCACCCGGAGUUGGGAAGAGCAGGGAAAAUCCUGCUGUGCGGAAUAUCGCCAAGUUAUUGCUCAGAAGAAUCUCAAGCUUAAUCGGUCCUUGGCCAAAAUGGUGGAGAAAGCUCGAGAAUUUAGUCUGGACCCCACACAGACAGCGGUUAAACGUCAGUGUGAGGAACACCGGGAGCAAUUGAAGCUGUUCUGCGAAACUGACAAGAAAUUGAUCUGUUCCAUUUGCAAAGAUGUGAAAAAACACCGAGGUCACAGCUUCCUUCCCAUUGACGAAGCUGCUGAAAUCCACAAGGAUCAAGUGAAAUCCUCCUUAGCAUCUCUCACACAGUUGAAGGAAACUGCUCUGCAAACCGAAGCCCAACAGAGAGAAAAUAUUUCAAAAGUUAAGGAACAGGUGAACAGUUUACAGACCCACGUCACGGCUGAGUUUUCUAAAAUGCACCAGAGACUGACUGACAGAGAGCAGCGAGUGAUGCGAGAUCUCAGACAACGAGAGGAGGAGAUUUUAAACCAAAUGGAGAAAAAGCUGCGAGAGAUUCAUUGUAAAUUAAGUUCUGUUGAACAAGCUCUCUCCGAGUUAAAGACACAGAUGGGAAAAGAUUCCCUCACCUUCCUGCAGGAAGAAGCUGCUGGCAACAGAAGAGUCAGUGACGUGGGGUUUGAUCUGUCGGUGUGUGAGGCUGAGCUGCCGGUGGGGAUAUACAAAGGGCCUAUACAGUACACAGCCUGGAGACAAAUGAUACACGGCAUCAGCCCAGCUCCGGCCUCUCUGACUAUGGAUCCUGACACAGCCCAUCCCAACCUCAUCCUGUCUGAGGACCUGACCAGCGUGAGACACGGAGAAACACGGCAGCAGCUCCCGGACUCCCCAAAGAGGUUUGAUCCCUGUGUCUGUGUCCUGGGGUCUGAGGGCUUCAAAUCAGGGAGACAUUACUGGGAGGUGCAGUUGGCCAACAAGACAGAAUGGACAGUGGGAUUGGCCCGAGAGUCUGUCAACAGGAAAGGAAAGAUCACACUGUCAACAAAGAUCGGAUUCUGGGCUGUGUAUCUGAGAAACGGGGAUGUAUAUAAAGCUUGUACCUCACCUCGCACACGCCUGUCCCUGAGAGAGAGACCCGGGAAGCUGGGAGUUUACCUGGACUAUGAGCGGGGAGAGGUGGAAUUUUACAACGCUGAUAACAUGUCUCAUCUCCACACUUUCACCCAGACUUUCACUGAGAAACUUUAUCCUUACUUCAGUCCCGGUUUCAAUGACGGCGGCAAAAAGUGUGAUCCUCUGAGGAUCUGCACGGUGACAGAUUAA